Messenger RNA from Toxoplasma gondii ME49, 499 nucleotides. RefSeq lists its product as hypothetical. The transcript has a single exon. The record is from RefSeq and is a predicted model, not a curated record. NCBI's taxonomy places the organism in Eukaryota, Apicomplexa, Conoidasida, Eucoccidiorida, Sarcocystidae. The coding region runs from base 1 to 480 and encodes 159 amino acids.
AUGUCUGUGGUGGAGCAGUCCAUCCGUGAGAUGGAGUUACAAGAAGCAACCCUUCGCGCAAGGCUUCUCGAGUGCCGCAGAGGAUGCAGCCAGGGACCAGAAGAGUCUAGCACUGAAGACGCUGCAGGCACGUCGACCUCGGCUGGUCAUCUCCAGGGCGAGCCUACCAAGGCAGACCCCUUCUCAGCGGCGCCACCCGCUCAUACAAACAAUCACAGCUGCAAUUGCCGAUCAGACAAGAGAUGUACUCUAGUGCAGUCGGGGUCUACCCUGUGGUACAGGCGUCACACGCCACAGAACACUGACAGACUUUUUCUGGUUGCGUGCUCGAAUGGACGAAGAGCCUCGAUAAUCAUAACUGGCAGACAUGCCUGGGUUGAGUGUGACAUGCCGAUAGUGUCCGGUGAUAUAGGCUAUCCGCACAUCCAGGUGCGUUUGCGGUUACGUAUGUUAGAUGCUGACAUCCGGGCUGCAGGCUGACUCACGGAACCAGAUUGAG